Medioppia subpectinata is the source of this 2247-nucleotide messenger RNA. The record is from the annotation of a GenBank genome assembly. Lineage: Eukaryota; Metazoa; Arthropoda; Arachnida; Sarcoptiformes; Oppiidae.
GCAAAAAUGGGCGACACCUUCGACAAGACCCGAACACAUCCGCUGGUGAUCUUCGCCGAGAUUGAGGGCCAAUACGAGUUCACACCCGACGGGUCGUCAGCGACGGUAAUCGACUGUCGCUUUUACGUCGACCCAUCGCUGGACACCAGCGCCGACAAAGUGGGUCUCUAUCGCAUGGGUUGGACCGAUCGCGAGCACUAUCUGGCCGUCAAAGACGUGGCCGACCUGUCGUCGACUGUGGACUCGUUUGACGAACGGUCAGUACUGUUCCCGAUGUCUGAGCUGUUGAUCCCAUUAUCGGUGGCCACACAAUCGCCGCCACCGACUGUCCCGACACUGUCCUCGUCGUCGCUACAGACGGCGGGCGCUGUUGUCGACCAAUACUAUCAGUUCUGUUACUUUCAUCCGUUCGGCGCCUAUACUCGGUAUCAACUGUGCGGCCGUUCGCAGCCCUUCCGUAUCGUCGGUCUGUCGUCGACCAUCAGUGCUGGCGAUUGGCCACAAAAUCGUAUCGAUUGGUCGCCGACAAAUACUGGCGAUCGGCCACAGCUAACCUCAACACCACGAGCGCCGACCACUGCCUUACGCCGGCUAUACCCCCAACUGUCACCACUUGUCAGCCCCGCCGCAGCCCAUCGCCAGACUAUACCCAAGCGAGUUGUCUCGGCUGGAGGUUUGGGACAAUUGGCGCCGACCAUCGAUGGCAGGGAUGACAAGGAAAACAGGCAUCUCGUGGUCGACGACAUCGCCGACACUACAGGCGCUAAACUACUGGAGUAUACGCUGGAGGCCAGGGAUCGGCAGCUCCGGGAACGGGACCAGCGGUACGAACAACAGGCGGCUGCGGCGCGGCUGGAGAUCCAGCGGUUGACCCAUCGGUCGGUGGCCGCCGAACAGCGGAUCCAAUCGCUUGAAUGCGAGCUUCAGUUGCGAUACAAAAGCGACGGCAAUGUCGAGGAAAUGCAACACAAUUUGUUGCAAACCAUACAAGAGCUCAACGACCAGAAAUCGGACGCCGAGGAGGAGCUGUUGGCCAGGGAUGCGAUGGUUAGACAACUGUCCCAAAAGUGUUCAUCACAUGAAGAGCUGAUCCGCGAACUGAGACAAAAGUUGGCCGUUUAUGAGCGACAGGAGACAAUCCAAGAGCUAAUCGAUGUCCAGCACUACGACAACUAUCAGCACCACAACAAUAGCUAUACCAUUGGCAACGCCACUAUUCUUCGGGAACCGUACGGCACGGAUGGCCACGAGUUGUCUCUAUUGAGAGACAAACUGCAAGACAUGCAUCAGAACUAUACGAUCGCCAAAUCGGUUAACGAGAGUUUGCGGCGAAAACUACAGGCGCUGGACAGCCGUCGCCGGCGAUCGGAACUGGAGUUGGAAGUCAUGAAACAACGGACCGCCACUUCGGACACAGACCUGCCGGCGAUGACAGCGGACAAGUCGUUGGCAGAGAUGGUGCGACACUACUUGGCCCGAGACUACGAGCACAGUCUGUGCGACAGCGGCUGUGGCAGCGGCAGCACAGGUGGCGCCACAAUUGGUCGCCAACAGUCGGCCCCAAACAUACCGACACAUACCGCGAGAGCUGUGGUUACCGGAGAUUCGGUGACCGUUUUGGUCAACGAAAUGACCGAAAAGCUGAAGGACUUUGCCGUUAGUCAGGCGACGGAAGCGCUGACCAAAUACGGCGAUCACAAGUCGGUGGCGGACGCUGUGGUGGCGGCUCUGGAGCACCGGUUGGGCACGAGUUGGUACUGUUUCGCCGGCGCCGCCCAUGCCUUCGAUCACAACUCACUGAUCCAUGUCUUCGGCACUUAUAUAUCGUUCGCUGUAAACGACGUGAAGUUUGUUGUCUUCAAGACUAAUGAUAUGGUGGACACAUUUUCAACGCCAAUAUCAUCGCCAGAGUCGGGAAAAGUGGACAUUAUUUACAAAAACCACUUCACAUGCGAUACGGACUUUGAGGAAGUGGUGGCCGACGCGGCGGCCGAAGCCGUCGGCCAACACUACGGCUCCUAUCGUGAACUGACCGCUCGUAUGACACAAUUACUGUCGCAAAAGUGCGGCCAAACGUGUGGCCAGAAUUGGCUGGUCGUCGUCGGUAGUGAUGGCGGCCCCGGUCUGGAGGCCAGGGAUCAGGCGUUUGACACUCAUCUCCUGUUUCGACACAAAAACUACAAUUACAUUGAAUUACGUGUGAAUGCGUUAAAAGUAAUUGUCAUUCAAUUUAAGGCUAAACUUUAA